Porites lobata is the source of this 5561-nucleotide messenger RNA. Lineage: Eukaryota; Metazoa; Cnidaria; Anthozoa; Scleractinia; Poritidae. The record is from the annotation of a GenBank genome assembly.
AUUACUAUUGGUAGCUUUUCGAAUGUUUGUCACACUUGAACCUUGGUAAACCUUUAUAAACAGAUGCGAUGAUAUAACCUAUUCAGUUGGUGCUGUGAAGCUACACGAAAGACGGCUGUUUUUGCCUAUGCUCUGGAACUUCGAGGAACUACUUUUAAUAAGAGAAAGCCGACCUGCUACGAAGAUCCAGUCGGGUAAGCUUAAUCUUGCACUUGCUUAAAUAAACUGGUUGGUUCCAUAUUCACACAUAUUCUAGUCGUCAAAACUAGUGCACACAUUUCAUAUUUCAAGGCUAAUGGUAAAAUAAGGCACUAUACUGAGAUGUAAACAUUUAACCACGUCCAUGACAUUUGCAACCUCUGUCUACUAAAGAAACAUCCCAAUUCAGUCGCAUGUUAAUGACGUACAAUUAAGAAGUGUUGCACAAGUAAAUAAAAGUUUCAUUAAACAUUAUGGGUCGGUUGUUUAAGCGAUGUCUAACUUAGGCCGCGGCUUAGCAAAUCUUUGGACAGAUCUCUUCCAUAGUGGGUUAUUUUAAGAAAAUAAGUGUUUCUUCAGACAAGGCAUGAUGCUUUCAUGAAACUUCUAAUGAUAAACAGUGUUGAGAUAAAAGCGUUGAAAAAACUGAAUGAAUUGCUUAGAACGCAGUUUUAAUAGGCAUUGCCUAAACUCCGUUUAAAUAACUGGCCUUAUUUGUCAGUUACACUAUUAUGAAUUAAUAAAGUUCGUAACAAUUUCUACAUUUCGACUUUUUCUUGUUAAUGCCUCGUUUAUUUCAAACCUAUUAAAAUACUGCCUCAUAAACAGGAUAUUCAGUGAUGCGUACUGUGUACGUAGGUUCAGUCUUGUUGAAUCACUAAAGCGUAUGUGUGUCCCUUAAAAAUCAAAUAGCUUAUAACUUUGCUUUAGCAAAGAAACGGAUAUAAAGGGCAAAUUUCCUAUUUGACUGAUCUGCCAAAGGACAAAGUUGACUCUUCGGAAAAAAAAGGACAACCCAGAGGCAAUCAGCAGAAAAUUACAAUGCAUCUGUCCAAAUGUGUUGUGACGUCAUCACAGUUGCUGUCUACCACCAAAUAUUAUUUUACUAGUUCAUAAUAUUUCUUUACUGCGUACCCUUCUGUUCUCUGCAUGUCUAGCAAAAGUAGUUAUAGAGCUGUCUUCUUCGAGUAUCACGCCAUGAGUUUUAUGAUCUAAAUAACCUAUACGGCACCAUCUUGACUAUUUUUGGGAGUUAAAUCAGUGUGUAUGAUAAGUCAAGCACAAACCCACAUUCAUUUAAUUCUUCUUUGACUAAUGUCCCUCGACGUAAAAGAAUAAUUCAAAUACUUUCGGAGUUAAAGUUAAAAGAGCUCAGUUAAGCGAUGCCGCGGAAUUGUUCGUUGUACCCAAAAUGAAGAGUGGGAUAAAUUUCGACGAAGACGAAAGAACAUAAUAAAAAUAACGUUCUCUCUUUUUUGGUGGUUUUCAACUGUCAUGCUCUCGAAAAUUUAAUCAAAACGAUUGGAUUCCUAAAACCAAGAAUUUCAGAAAUUAAAGAAUAUAAACGUCUCAGGCGUAUGCGUUCCAAGAUGUGCUCUCGACUUGCUGGACUAAAAUUUUUCCGAAAAACAACGAAAGCUGCUCGACGGUAACCAGUUCAAUCUCUAAAAUCCGUUAACCACGAAGCCAAGGGUUCAGUUGCCAAGGGGCAAAUCCCGUACCCGAACAUAGUCUUUAAUAUGAUUUUUCCUGUUUUUCUUACAUUGCUACAGGGAUGCUUUCUCUAAUGCUAAUGGCCACACUAGUGGCUUUGGUAAAGUGUUACAGUAAUAGUACCUUGAAAGGGAGAGUCAGGUUACUAAGUUCUGUCUAGUAUACGUAUAAACUUAAUUUUGUUGCCGGAUAUAUUAGUCAAUAUUAAAAAUUCAGCUCAGUUCUGCUACCGGAUCUCGACGGUUACUUUUACUGUUAACUGUAAAAAAAAAACAACAACAACAACAAUUUUCCCGGUCGAUCGCAAAGUAAGAUCGAAAAACUUCGUACGUCCCGUUUAAUGUUACUUUCCCGAAUCUCACACCCAUAGCUAAACGCCUGAAUCGUUUUUAACAAAAAUAUUUUGAAACUGAAAAAGGUAGGAAAAAAGGUUGGAAAAGGUAGUCAGUCCAUCACGCUAAGAUUUUUUUGUUGCUGAUGAUUUUGCUGAAGUAGUAGUGGUAGUGACAAGGGUAAUAUAUUUUGGAAUAGUGAUAUUGACAGCUUGUGCUAGUAGUAGUGUCAUCAUUGCUAAUAUUGAUUGUAACUAUGAUUAUUGUUGAAAACAGCUUAACGGAUUGAAACGUAAAAGCGGUACACCCAAACUGGAUCAGCGGGAACAAGCAUCGCAGCUAAAAGAUAAAGACUAACAUCAACAUGGCCUCCGUUCCUUUGCAUCAUCAGUGAAAUGGAAGACAAUCCUGGAUUUAAUGGUAAUGUUAGCACUCUGAACUUAGCUUACACAACAGCAACAAGGAACAUUAGCGUUUUGCAGUAAGGUUUAGUAGCACUCGAGCUAAACGCCAGGUAAAGCGGGCUCCUGGCUUGCCCAAACUUGUUUCUAGUACGAGGUUCCCGACUGGUGAGGGGAAGAACUAUCACAUAGGGCUAUACAGGGUGGGAUUUUCAUGCAAGGCUAUAAGGCUGAGAUAGUGUAGGGAGGUUGGUGCCGAAUUUAAAAAAAGAGGCAGAGACAUAGUUUUCUGGGUGUCUGUUCUCCCCCGCCCCAGCCAGUCAAAAGUGGUAAGGGCAAAUCAGAUUUCUACGAAAAAUGCAAUGACAAAUCAACAAAAUGCGUUAGUUAUGAGCCUAUGUCAAGAUCCCUUGAUGAGAAAGUAUUAUAGGUCUUACUUUUUUUUCUAGACGCCAUUCAGACAGGCGGACCAGCCACCUCCCGACAGGAGAACAAUCUGCCUGUACCUCCAGCGAGAAGUGCGAUGGCAAAUUUGUAUCCAAGAUCACAGCAACCCGGACAUCAGACAAAUCCCGUUGUAAAUGUAAUUAUAUACUUACUAUAACUGAUUAACACUUACAAGUGAAAAUCGAAAAUGAACAGUUCUACUAUUUUGGGCCGCUUUUAUCAGGCUGUCCAAGGCACAAACCAAGAAGCAAGAAUGAAUUCAAAAACUGACCAACUGAGUCAUUUACAAUUAUGCAGUUUCUUUAGCAGAUAGAUGAAAACAUGUCUACCGAGUUCAAAGGGUACUGAUCAGUUUUAGCGUUUUGUCCACCGCAUCACAAGAUCGUCCAAGACAAAAAAAUACCGUUUAGUUCACAAAGAUGAUCCAGUCGAAGAUCGAAGUUGAAACUGUCAUCUCAAAUGAUCACUUUAGUUGUCCUUUCUCGUCUGAAUUUGUGAUACUUUUAUUUAAGAAAGAACAGAGGUUAUUACAACUACAAAACUCACAUUAAUGGAAAAAGCAAUAGCUACCGUCUAAUGGGGGAGCCCAUAACCCUUCAUCUCUUCAUCUCAAAGUCCACUGUAUUCACACAAUGAACACUCGACGUUUUCCGCCAUUGCUGAGAACUGUUUGAGACAGACGCAAUUACUGUACUGCCGCGUAGCUGCGGGUGACGUAAUACCGUAACUUUGCUCUGAUUGGACGGCAUAAAGCGUUUGUGUGAGUUUUAGGUUCUAUUAAAUUAAAAAAGACGCGAGCAAACGUUCUACACAUUUUUAAUAAGUUACAUUUUUUUCUUCAGAGCAUGGAUCUUGAUCAAGAUUUGCCUCCUAAUCAUCUUAUGCUGGCUCUGUUGAGUACCAUAUUUUGCACCUGUCCCUGUGGGCUGGUAUCAUUAUGCUAUGCAGUGCGGGUAAAAAGUUAUAUCUAUUUUACUAUACGGUAUAAUUUUUUUUUCCUGAGCACAACGUCAAUAACACUGAUUUAAAUAUUUUGGAUAGGGGAAUUUCCGCCAUCUGCCCAGCAGACUAAACAUUCCUUUUAAUCCUGAAUUUGCCGAGUAAUAGGAAAAUGAAGAAGGCAACUUAUUAACUUUGAACUACGUAAGCAUAAAUUAAUUAUAAACGUCAGAAUUUUUAUGAUUAAUUACCGGCUUUCAUCAGCCUGCGGACACAGGCGUAUUUCUGGUCGUCGCUUCUCUUUCGGGUGGAGAGAAAUACGUCUGUGUCUGCAGGCUAGGCUCAGAAUCAGAAUCAGAAUCAUGCAUAUCUCAGAGGCUAUUAUAUCCGCCGAGGCCAAACACCUGAAUGCUUUCCUAGAACUGCAUAAUUAUCGUAAUUCUUCAGAUCAUACGUACUCAGCCUCAUUGCUAUAAUUAUCCCUAUGCUUAGCACCCAGUACCCGGUGUUUGGGAGGUCUCAGGUUCCAAUCCGGCUGUCGGAGACUCAUCGAAAGGGGUUAAGUCACGAGUAUAUUGCAGCUCAAUGUCAAUUCUGUACUGACUAGUCAUUACUUAGUGCUGCCUCAUUCAUAAACAUAAUGCUCUUGUUGAGUCCGCAGUCACAAAGGUAUAAGACUAACCACAAUAAUUUUUUGGCGAUUUCUGUUUAGCCAAGCCGGAGAGAAUCAUUCUCUCUUGGGUUAGCAUAGUGUUAAAACUAGAAAUAGUUAGCCCAAUGUUUAAAUCCAUGUCCAUCUUCGUCAGCCGACAAGAGUUAGAGUUCAAAGCACGUAUUAUAGCUUGGUUAAAAGAUAGCAAAUGUCAUUAUAGAGCCCCUUUAACAUCCUUCUCAAUUUUUCCUUUCAGGUGAACUCUGACUUUGAACGGGGAAAUACAGUUGGUGCUCAAUACAAUUCCAACCAAGCAUGGAAAUGGGGAAUGGCGUCAAUCAGUGUCGGCUGUUUGACCAUCCUUGUGGUUAUGGUUUACUACUUGAUAGAGGUGGCUCUGCAUGUAACUUUAUAAUCCUACCCUUCGAAUUUUUGGAGGUCAAGAAACGUAGUCGAAUUCAGCGGUUGAAAAAAGUGGAAUUCGCUCGUCGUUUUGGAUGAACAUUUAAUAAUAAAAUCAGGAUAACACAACGUUUCUAUAUCAUUUUGCUAACGUUUUUUUGAAGAAAUACCCAUAUAAGUUAUAUUUAUUUUUUAACUUAAAAAAUUUAAAUUAUAUCAAGAUGACAUCAGUCAUUUACAGCUUGUUACUGAUUUUUAUCAUUAUUGCCCGAGUUUUGCAGAAUCAUUUCUUUCAAUAUUUUACUAAGACUCAUUGAUGAAACGUUCUCUUUGAAAAUAUACUUAUUUUUUCCACGAUUAGCUGGAGGCUAUUUGGGUGAAAUUUCCCGGCUCCAGAAUUUUCAACAGAUGGAGUCAUGAAGAACACAUUUGAAUAACUGAGGCAACGCGUAAAUAAGCUUAGCUUAUGCUAACGUAGGGUAGCUUAGUUAUGCUAACGAAAGACUUCAACUUAAAACGAACAUUGAGUUGACAUGUUGACAGGGUAUGUGAUAACACAGUCUGUGUACCCUGUACAGCCACCCCCACUGAGAGGCCACUGUACAAAGGCUUAAAAGAUAUAUUUUAUUGGAUUUAACCCUUUAAACCCUAAGAUCAAACUUUGAAUUCUCAUUUGUUGCCCGUAUUCAUUCCCAC